AUGCAGGGCUCGGACGAACCUAGAAGCGGAGGUGCCCAUAACUACCAGGUAGGCGCCGGACGCGGAAGAGGAGAGCCACACAACAACACUUGGGUAAGCAAGUCCGCUAACUACGACGAGAAGGCUUUCUGCGAGUAUCACCAGACCUACGGGCACUCAACGGCUCAAUGCCGAACUUUAGGAGCAAAGCUCGCAGCUAAGAUGGCAGCGGGAGAGCUCCAAAACGCGGUCAGCCUCAAAGACCUCGUCCCUAACGAACAACAAGAGAGAGCCGAGCCGAACGGCGCGGCGGAACUCGCAAAUCCUCCUAGACGAGGCGAUAACUCCAAACGCGAAAGGAGAGGCGAACCCGAAGAGCGACCCGAGCCGAGGGAUCAUGACGUGGCAAGGGUGCUCAUCGAUACUGGAAGCUCAGUGAACGUCAUUUUCAGGGAAACACUUAGAAGAAUGGGAAUCGACCUCUCCGAGGUGGAAGCAAUCUCCAAACCUCUAACCGGAUUUUCAGGAGAAACGACGAUGACUAUGGGGACGAUCAGGCUUCCUGUGGUAGCUGGCGGAGUCACUAAGAUCGUCGAAUUCUGCGUCACUGAUCACCCAGCAAUCUACAAUGUGAUCAUGGAAACCCCAUGGAUCAACGGGAUGAGGGCGGUACCCUCCACCUAUCAUCUCUGCCUCAAAUUCCCAACUCCAGCAGGUGUCAAAACGAGCUGGGAGAAUCAGAAGGAAUCACGAAUGUGCUGCCUAGCCGAACAUAAGCUGAGGAACCCCGUCACCGACGCACGAGCAGACAUCGACCGCAAAAAAGAUGAAGACAGACUGAGAGCCCGCGAACGAGCUCUCGAAACUCUUAUAGCAAUUACAGAUCACGGAGAGCCGCGAAACAUGCGCCGAGCCGGUAUGUGA
Molecule: messenger RNA, 903 nt
Organism: Eutrema salsugineum
Lineage: Eukaryota; Viridiplantae; Streptophyta; Magnoliopsida; Brassicales; Brassicaceae
Exons: 2
Coding region: 1-903 (300 amino acids)
Source: RefSeq, a predicted model, not a curated record